This is a messenger RNA of Miscanthus lutarioriparius, 2082 nucleotides long. The record is from the annotation of a GenBank genome assembly. NCBI's taxonomy places the organism in Eukaryota, Viridiplantae, Streptophyta, Magnoliopsida, Poales, Poaceae.
AUGGCUGACUCCUCGGUGGCCGGCGCGCUCGUGCCGUCCGUGCCCAAGCCGGAGCCCGCGCCGUCCGGUGACACCUCCGCGGCGGCCGCGGCGACCACGGCGGCGCUGGCGCUGCCGGAGGAGGCGGGGACGCGCGCGGCGUCGGCGUCGCCGCAGGGGCCGGCGGCGGCGGAGGAGGGCCCCGCCGAUAGGGACCUCCUCUGCCCGAUCUGCAUGGCCCUCAUCAAGGACGCCUUCCUCACCGCCUGCGGCCACAGCUUCUGCUACAUGUGCAUCGUCACGCACCUCAGCAACAAGAGCGACUGCCCCUGCUGCGGGCACUACCUUACCAAGGCCCAGCUCUACCCCAACUUUCUCCUUGACAAGGUUCUGAAGAAAAUAUCUGCCCGACAAAUCGCAAAAACAGCAUCACCGAUCAAUCAAUUUCGAUGCGCAUUGCAACAGGGAAAUGAAAUGGGGGUUAAAGAGUUAGAUAGCCUUAUGACUUUGAUUGCUGAGAAGAAGCGGCAAAUGGAACAACAAGAAUCGGAGACAAAUAUGCAAAUAUUGUUAGUCUUCUUGCACUGCCUUAGAAAGCAAAAGCUGGAAGAAUUGAAUGAGAUUCAAACUGAUCUACAGUACAUCAAAGAGGAUAUAAGUGCUGUGGAGAGACAUAGGAAAGAAUUAUAUCGCACAAAAGAAAGGUACUCCAUGAAGCUGCGCAUGCUUUUAGAUGAGCCUAGUGCACAAAAAAUGUGGCCCUCUCCUAUAGACAAAGCUGGCUGUCGCUUUCCUCCCAACUCUCGGACACCACUUAACGCAUCAUGUCCAGGAAGUUUACAGAAUAAGAAGCUUGAUUUGAAAGCUCAAGUAAGCCAUCAAGGAUUUCAAAGGAGAGAUGCUCUAGCUUCUUCUGACCCUCCUAACCCCCCUAUACAAUCGGGUAAUGUCAUUGCUAGGAAGAGGCGAGUUCAAGCACAGUUCAAUGAGCUUCAAGAAUACUACCUGCAAAGACGGCGCACCGGAGCACAGGCCCGCAGGCAAGAAGAAAGAGAUAUCGUUGCAAUGAAUAGAGAAGGCUAUCAUGCAGGUCUUCAGGAUUUCCAGUCUGUGCUAACAACGUUCACUCGAUACAGUCGUCUACGUGUCAUUGCGGAACUAAGACAUGGAGACUUGUUUCACUCUGCCAAUAUUGUAUCCAGUAUUGAAUUUGAUCGUGAUGAUGAACUAUUUGCUACUGCUGGAGUCUCGAAACGUAUUAAAAUCUUUGAAUUUUCUACUGUUGUUAAUGAACCAUCAGAUGUGCAUUGCCCGGUUGUUGAAAUGGCUACCAGAUCUAAACUUAGCUGCCUAAGCUGGAACAAGUACUCAAAAAAUGUUAUUGCAAGCAGUGACUAUGAGGGUAUAGUAACUGUGUGGGAUGUCCAGACCCGUCAGAGUGUGAUGGAAUAUGAAGAGCAUGAGAAGAGGGCAUGGAGUGUUGAUUUUUCUCGUACAGACCCUUCAAUGCUAGUAUCUGGGAGUGACGAUUGCAAGGUGAAAGUGUGGUGCACAAAACAAGAAGCAAGCGUGAUCAAUAUUGAUAUGAAAGCAAAUAUUUGCUCGGUUAAAUAUAAUCCUGGAUCAAACUUCUACGUUGCCGUUGGAUCUGCUGAUCACCAUAUUCAUUACUUUGACUUACGUAAUCCAAGUGUGCCUGUCCAUAUUUUCGGUGGGCACAAGAAAGCAGUAUCGUAUGUGAAAUUCUUAUCUAACAAUGAGCUUGCAUCUGCAUCAACAGAUAGCACAUUGCGCUUAUGGGAUGUCAAGGAUAAUUGUCCGGUACGGACGUUCAGAGGGCACAAAAAUGAAAAGAACUUCGUUGGGUUGUCUGUGAACAAUGAGUAUAUUGCUUGUGGAAGUGAAACAAAUGAGGUUUUUGUUUAUCACAAGGCUAUCUCAAAACCAGCAGCAAGCCAUAGAUUUGUAUCCUCUGACCUGGAUGAUGCUGAUGAUGAUCCUGGUUCUUAUUUCAUUAGUGCUGUCUGCUGGAAGAGUGAUAGCCCUACCAUGUUAACUGCUAACAGUCAGGGAACCAUAAAAGUUCUUGUACUUGCUCCUUGA